AUGGAACCCUCAGAGCAUCCAGAAACCUCGGCCUCUUUUCAAAUGGCCAAUGAGCAUCUAGACCUGCUAUCCACACAGACUGAUAUGGACCUGUUUUCUGAGCACACUGACAUGGGCCUGCUGCCUGCUCAGACUGAUGUAGGCCUACUGUCUGCACAGAGUGAUAUGGACUUGCUGCCUGCUCAGACUGAUGUAGACCUACUGUCUGCACAGAGUGAUAUAGACCUGCAGCCUGUACAGACGGAUAUGGAGGUGGCCUACACUGGCUCACUGGGAACAGAGGGACACAGUGGGGAGCAGCAGGCCCUUGACGAGUUGACAACCUUUCUUACCCAAUCUGAAAGAGAGAGGCUGAAAACUCAGGACAGCUUGAGCAUCCUGGGGGACCCAGACUCACUGGAACUGUCCAAAGCCCAGGUGGAGGACUUUUACAGCCGCACAGUCCUUCCAGAACCAUCAGACUUUCAGGAACCCUCAGUCUUUCCAAUUCCCUCCGUCCUUCCAGAGCCCUCCGUCCUUCCAGAAUCCUCAUACCUUCAAGAACCUUCAGGCUUCUCAGAAUCCUCAGUCUAUCCAGAACCCUCAUACCUUUCAAAACCCUCAGACUUCCAAGAGCCCUCCGGCCCAGCCACAGGCCUCAGUCAGGAUGAGUGGGGCAGGCAGGGUCACACAGAAGCCUGGUCAGAAAUGGGAGCUGAGCCAGGGACAGACAAGCUGGAGGUCACCGUGGGAACUCCGACCGUAACUGGGACACAGAUGCCAGAGACAGGAGAGGAGCAAAUGGACAUAGUGCAUGAAGAUCCCACUGCAUCUGCUCAAGAUGACGUUGAUCCAAAUAUGCCUUCUAUAGUCAGCGUAGAGAGUUCACACUCUGAGGAUGGUCCAGGCAAAGAGGAAGCCUUAUCAUUCUAUGGAUUGGUGCCAAAGGUAGAAGGCACAGCAGAGAAAAAGAGUGAGAAAGAACAGCCAGUGGGGGGCAGUAUGUCCCCACUAUCAUCCUGGGCCCAGCCAUUGACACCAGGUGAAGGUGUGUGUAGUAAGGAACCGUUGUUUUUAGGCUCAUAAGUUUAUACAUUUAUGUAACAUAUAGAAGUCUCAGUGCCACAGAAAUAGUUUGAGAAUGAUAAAGGGAAAUGCAAAACUUGAUUUAGGCAUAAUUACACAUAUUUGAGAAACGAUUAGCAAUCACUUCUUCAAAUAGCCAUGUCAGUUCACAUAGUCUGCAUCUCCUAUGUCAUGAACAGCCUUUAGUUACUGAUGAUCGAUUGUGUUUGUUUCAGCUGAGGAACAACCUGAAACUGAGGUCGCCGUCGAGGAUCCAAAUAGUCAAAAGACUACGGUAAAAAAACAACUUUCCAUUAAUUCUAGACAUUUUCUUUAAAAGUAAGUUAAUUACUGUUAGUUACUCUUCUCAUUUAUUGUAGGGGAGAAAGCGAGGUCGUCGUAAUCGUGGAGAAGUGAGGAAAAAUACACAAAACAUGUCUGAUGGAGGUAAAACAUCAGUUCUUUGUAAAGCUGCUUAUGUUUAGCUAAUUAAUUUACCUCAGUCUCAACAACUAUCAUUAUGUAUGACUAUUUGCCCAAUUAUAUGAUUAUCACACUGCUCUAAAUGCAUUGUCUUCUGCUGCAGACCAGCUAACAGACAGCGGUUCUGACGAUGCAGCUGAUGAUCCGAGGGACACAGACUUUGACCCCGCACGGUUUGGCCUCCGGCGUUCCACCAGGGUCUCCCAAAGGAGCCAGAGCACUCCGUCCCCCCGCCUCAUUUCCCCGAAGCUGUCUGGUCCUGCCUCUACCCCUGCGUACACUCAGAGGUCUGGAGGACCCCCUCCACCCCGGCCGCCACCCCCUCGCCAGCCUACCAGGGUCCUCUGUGCCAACUGCAGUGGAAUUCUGCAGAGCGGACAGACAGCCUACCAGCGCAGGGGUCAGCCUCAGCUAUUCUGCAGCUCCACCUGCCUUAACUCCUUUGGCAAGAAAGCCCCCAAGAAAAAGCCCUGUGCUUUCUGUAAAAGGUAAGCUUCUCAAUAGAUAUUCAAUUAAUGUGUUCUUAGUUUCUGCUAUUCCUUCCAGGAAGGACAGUGGAUUUAUAACAAAUUCCUCAUGCUAUUUCAUAGUAAACUAAGUGUUAACAUUGUGCAUUGUUUUGAUCUCAACAAUAUUUGUGAAAUGUACCUUAAGGUUUGUCUCUUCUAUUUUAGGGACAUGGGUAAUAGAAAGGACACCAUGCUUGCACAGGUUGGCCAGUCACAGGCCUUCCAAGAAUUCUGCAACAGCACUUGUCUUUCCCUGUAUGAGGCCCGGCUGGAGAAGGGCCCGACACAGCCCCCCAAACCAAGUGCCCCUGCCCAAAGAUGCAGUGUGUGCAACCUAAUGCGUGAGGUACCAAAGCUUUGGCCAUAACAUUUUAGAUUAUGUGCUCCCAGCCAAUUGGCUGCAUGUUCAACUAAAUAGUGUUAGGGUGUCUCAAUAGGAGGAAACUCCAGUAGACAGUAGGAUGAUUAUUUAAAGGCCCAGUGCAGUCAAAAACAUGAUUUCCCUCUGUUUUAUAUAUAUUUCCACACUAUGAGGUUGGAAUAAUACUGUGAAAUUGAGAGAAAAAAAUGAUAAUGUCCUUUUAGUGUAAGAGCUGUUUGAAAAGACUGCCUGAAAUUACUGCCUAUUUUGGUGGGAUGGAGUUUUGGCCUGCCUUAGUUAGUGGCACUGAAAGCGUUUUAACUAAUUUGCAGAUAUGAAACAGACAAUCAGAAUAUCAGUAAAAAAAAGUAUCAAAUUCCCAGUUUAUUCUUAAAAAAAACUACUUUAAAAAUAGGUUCUAUUUGACAGAAAAUGCCAUGACAUAGAGUAAGGCAUUGUUGGCAGAAUAGACAGAUGCAGUUCAAUGCAUGAUCAAUAUAAUUCACCAAUACAUUUCUUGGUAGCAACAAAUAUUGCUAUCAGGUUGUACAUCACAGCUGGCCUGGUACAUUGUUUGCUUCCUCCAACCAUUGGGGAUGCACUGUUUCCGUUUCAAUAUGACUCAAUAUCUUGGACCAAAACAGACAAAUGUAAGUAAGGCCAGGAAUGUCAAUACAAUCAAACUAGCAAGGGCAAUGAUCACAAGUCAGUCAUAAGUGGCUAAUAGGCUAGCUUAACUAUUUAUGUUGCUAUGUAUUUAUCAAGCUAAAAACGCGGAGCCUAACAUUAGCUAGCUAGCUGCUGGGAUGAUGUUAUGUCAUUGGACAGUGGGCGAGUGGCCAACUUUUUCCCCCAAUAUCGUUUUUCUGUGGCUACAGCUAAAGAUGCAGGUGUCAUUUGGUUAGCUAGCAAGAAAUGUAAAUCACUUUGCUAGCUAGCAAUGCUGAACUUGAACGACUGUUAUCCACAGUUAGCAUAUCUCUUGGUUGUCAAUCAAAUGUAUUUGGCAUCGAUCAAAUGGGCGGGCAGGCAAGUUCCUAUUUAGUUGUUAAAACGUGGGUUGGGACAAGCAUGCAUUGGCAGGCAAGCUGCAGAAGGGCGAUCAGGCUACUUUCCCCCCAUCGUUUAUCAGUGCACUACAAGCUGAAAAAGUUUGAGGGUUUAUCUACUGUUCCCUCAUUAGAUUUUAGCUCAGCUCUCUGGCUGACAUUAGUUGUUGAUCUUGUUGUUUUUGAUGUACAUAGGCAACUGAGGGAGAGAGAGCCUACCUUUUCAUGGUUGUUUGAUCAGUAGGACUGUAAAGUUCCCAAAUGUAAGAGGACUCCCGUGGUAUUUACAUAUUUGCAGAAAUCCAUUCAGGUGUAUUUUGUGGCUUUCUAAUGAGCUAAAUUCGUACUGUUGCUACUGCCUGUAAACACACAGUCCAGUUCAAAGUGAAUGAUGGCAGGCCCGUGUGGCAAAUGGCUUAUUUGCAUAUAGUCCUACUGUAGCUCUGAUUGGCUAUGGUGCACCAGUCUGUGUAGAGUCCAGUCCUGGACAAGACACAUGUUUUUAUUAGGUUUUAUUUACUGCAAUGUCUAUUACAGGGGUACUCAACUACUAUUUGAGAAGGUCCAGUGACACAAAUUUCCUAUGUGUCAAAAGUCUGGAUGGAUAUCAUCCUUUAUCGGCGCUGUGGUACAGCGUAGUAACAAACAUAGUCGUCUGCGACUUAGGAAACAUGUUGUUAUAUUAACUGUACAUUAAAUUCAUUAAAUGAGAUGCAUCAACAUUGCUGAAGAACAAAAGUGGUUGCAUAAUUGUCUAUGCAAAAAGUGCACUGUGAACCAUUGUACAUGGGCCUUAAAUUCAAAAAUAUAUAUUUAAAUAAAAUAAAGUGCAUGUUUUCUGGAGAACAAAGGAGAGCUGAAAAAAAAUAAUAAUCUGAAUGCACAGAACGUCACUGUGGGCCAUACAAUAUUAAUGUCAAAGUCACUGUGCCUUGCCCUUGCAUCAAUGAGAGAAAUUACACUUUGUCUCCUGCCAAUGCUUUGAACUUUGGCGCAAAUGGUGUGAGAGCAACGCUGAGACGCUGGUACAGGUGUUCAUUGGUGAGCCUGGUGUGGUAUUUGUUUUUAAUAAAGUUAAUUGUGUAGAAGGCUGAUUCACAGCUGUACAGUGGGGGAAAAAAGUAUUUAGUCAGCCACCAAUUGUGCAAGUUCUCCCACUUAAAAAGAUGAGGCCUGUAAUUUUCAUCAUAGGUACACGUCAACUAUGACAGACAAAUUGAUGAAAAGAAAUCCAGAAAAUCACAUUGUAGAAUUUUUAAUGAAUUUAUUUGCAAAUUAUGGUGGAAAAUAAGUAUUUGGUCACCUACAAACAAGCAAGAUUUCUGGCUCUCACAGACCUGUAACUUCUUCUUUAAGAGGCUCCUCUGUCCUCCACUCGUUACCUGUAUUAAUGGCACCUGUUUGAACUUGUUAUCAGUAUAAAAGACACCUGUCCACAACCUCAAACAGUCACACUCCAAACUCUACUAUGGCCAAGACCAAAGAGCUGUCAAAGGACACCAGAAACAAAAUUGUAGACCUGCACCAGGCUGGGAAGACUGAAUCUGCAAUAGGUAAGCAGCUUGGUUUGAAGAAAUCAACUGUGGGAGCAAUUAUUAGGAAAUGGAAGACAUACAAGACCACUGAUAAUCUCCCUCGAUCUGGGGCUCCACGCAAGAUCUCACCCCGUGGGGUCAAAAUGAUCACAAGAACGGUGAGCAAAAAUCCCAGAACCACACGGGGGGACCUAGUGAAUGACCUGCAGAGAGCUGGGACCAAAGUAACAAAGCCUACCAUCAGUAACACACUACGCCGCCAGGGACUCAAAUCCUGCAGUGCCAGACGUGUCCCCCUGCUUAAGCCAGUACAUGUCCAGGCCCGUCUGAAGUUUGCUAGAGUGCAUUUGGAUGAUCCAGAAGAGGAUUGGGAGAAUGUCAUAUGGUCAGAUGAAACCAAAAUAUAACCUUUUGGUAAAAACUCAACUCGUCGUGUUUGGAGGACAAAGAAUGCUGAGUUGCAUCCAAAGAACACCAUACCUACUGUGAAGCAUGGGGGUGGAAACAUCAUGCUUUGGGGCUGUUUUUCUGCAAAGGGACCAGGACGACCGAUCCGUGUAAAGGAAAUAAUGAAUGGGGCCAUGUAUCGUGAGAUUUUGAGUGAAAACCUCCUUCCAUCAGCAAGGGCAUUGAAGAUGAAACGUGGCUGGGUCUUUCAGCAUGACAAUGAUCCCAAACACACCGCCCGGGCAAUGAAGGAGUGGCAUUUCAAGGUCCUGGAGUGGCCUAGCCAGUCUCCAGAUCCCAACCCCAUAGAAAAUCUUUGGAGGGAGUUGAAAGUCCGUGUUGCCCAGCGACAGACCCAAAACAUCACUGCUCUAGAGGAGAUCUGCAUGGAGGAAUGGGCCAAAAUACCAGCAACAGUGUGUGAAAACCUUGUGAAGACUUACAGAAAACGUUUGACCUGUCAUUGCCAACAAAGGGUAUAUAACAAAGUAUUGAGAAACUUUUGUUAUUGACCAAAUACUUAUUUUCCACCAUAAUUUGCAAAUAAAUUCAUUAAAAAUCCUACAAUGUGAUUUUCUGUAAUUUUUUUUCCUCAUUUUGUCUGUCAUUGUUGACGUGUAUCUAUGAUGAAAAUUACAGGCCUCUCUCGUUUUUUUAAGUGGGAGAACUUCCACAAUUGGUGGCUGACUAAAUACUUCCCCCCCCCCCCCCCCCCCCACUGUAUGUGGAGGCAGACAUGGUCAGGAUGUGUAGUGCCAGUUUGUUGAGAACAGGGACAUCAACUGAAGGCACCAUCUUUCCCCAGAAAGUGACAGGGUCACAAUCGCCAGCCUGCUCUUUCAAAGCCACAUUUUGUUGCAGCUCAAUCAACUUCAUUUGCAGUGAUGCAACAUCUACCCAUUUUGAAGAUCUGUUUUGCUUCUUCUGACAACUUUGUCACAUUUAUGACCAAGGAGGGGUUCUGGAUGAGCAGCAGCAUUUCUCUCCCAACAGUGAAGUCAUCAAAGCGAGCCUUGAAGUUAUCCAUCAGCUUCUGGAUGAAAUCAACAUGGUUGGGAACAUCAUUGUCUCCCUGCGUUUGCAUCAGAAGAUUGGGGAAGUGGACAAGUUCUCCUUGGAGAUCAUUCUUGAAAGCUCAAAUUUCUUCUAGAAAGCCUGAACUGCUGUUAGCAUAUCACACACUGUGCAACUGUUUCCAUCUUCUCAUCUUCCAAAAACACAGAAAACUGAGUUGCCUUGUCACUCUUUUCCUCUGAUAAGAAAGCUUUGAUUUCCUCUUGAAUGGCCCAAAAGCGUUCCAAAACCCUGCCUUUGCUGAGCCAUCUGUCAUUGUUGUGCAGUAGUAAGUCAUCAAAACUGGCAUUGGCCUCUGUCAGAAUGCCUCGUAGCAGGUGGUGUUGUAGGGAUGAUGUUGAUCAGUUUCAUCAUCGUUGUCAUGACCUCGGAAUAUUGCUUUCCCAGACUGGCACACAGGACAGAUUGAUGGAUGAUGCAGUGAUAUGAUGUCAGGUCAGGGUGGUCCUAUUUCAAAUGUGCAACCAGUCCCCUCCCUCUUCCUAUCAUGGCUGGAGCUCCAUCUUUGGUGAUGGAGACCACUGACUUCAGAUCUAUCCCCCUUUUUGUCAGCAUCCCUUUGAUGGCCUCAUGGAUAUCCUCUCCCCGUGUGUGUGCUUCUAGAUUAGUUGAGCCAGCCCAACAGCUCCUCACAGAAUUCCUUCUUUGUUUCGUUAUAAAAUCUGACACACCAGAAGCUGUGCAUUAUCAGUGUUAUCUGUUGAUUCAUCCACAGCUAAUGAAAUGCAUGGUGCAUUCUGAAUGGCCUCAUCAAGUUGUGAAGUGAAAUCUUCCGCUAAUAUUUCAGUUCUCCUCAUUGCUGUGGAAUCUGACAGUGGGAACUGUUUGAUAUUUUCCCUGAGCUCAUCUUUCUGUUUACCUUCCAGCAAGGUUUCAGUAACUUCACACAUGCAUUAUUUUACCAUCUCAGUGUCAGAUUUGUUUUUUGGUGUUUUUUCCCAAAACCCAAGCUAUCCUCAGUGAACACUGCACGUUGUUGGGCUGUCAGGUAAUUGACAAGGACUUUGGUGGACCUCUCAUAUUGGGAUUUGAGUUGGUUAAUUUUGUUUGUUCUCACCUGCGUGUUCAGGGGAUACAUCUGAUCGAAUUUACUAUGCCUUGUGUCAUAAUGGCACUUAACAUUGUCACUUUUCACGAGAGCUACGGACUGGCUGCAUAUCAGGUACAUUGGUUUUGUGUUAGUUGCGGGGAGAAUGAAUACUGUUCCGUCCACUCGUCUUUGAAUAUACGGUUUUCAUAGUCAUGAUGAUUUUUUUAUCAAGCCGUAUUAACAAAGAUACUGGUAACUAAACUCAUAUCUGUGAUUAUUAACAGUUGAACCAUGGUCAAAUCUUUGUUUCUUUGAGUUUGAGUUUAUUUUUACAGGGACAGUGCACAUUAAUCAACGUUUCAGUAAAAGUGCCGGUUUUAGCCAGCCGGCUAAUUUUCAACCGCAGUCCCUGGGCAGGUUAUUAAAAACAAUUACAAUAUAGACAAUAACAACAUAGAACAAGACAUAGCAACAUAGGACAAACAAGACGUAGCAUACAGACAGAGCAACAUAGAACAAAAAGCAGCAAGACAAAAUUCAUAAAAGCAACAGUGUUUCCACACCUCACAAGUUACAGACAACAGACAUGGAAAGCGGCAACACACAGCUAGGGACCAUGUUCACAAAUCUGAUUGACCUUUAGCCAUGUCUUCAAGCAUUUUGUGAAAGUGUGAUAUGUGGUGCAGUUAUGUGUGUCUGAUGGCAGUGUAUUCCAGACAUGGGAAGCUCUCACAGAAAAAGCGGAUUUACUAAAGGUGCUUUUCCUUAGGGGAACUACACAGUCACCUCUCAUGGCAGACCUUGUGGAUCUGCUGCCAUAUGUUUGGGUUUUCUGUUUAACAAAAAUACUGAGUGGAGGGGGAGCCAAGCCAUUUAGGAUCUUGAAUACAAGACAUGCAUCGGUGUAUUGCACAAGAUUUUCCCAAUUUAGGAGCUCAUGCUUUCUAAGGAUGUGACAGUGAUGAUGGCUAUUGGGCUUCCUAUCAAGCACUUUGAGAGCCUGUUUGUAGACAGACUGAAUAGGUCUUACUGUUGUACAGCAAGCUUGGGCCCAACUAGCCAAACAGUAUGUUAAGUGGGGGAGUAUCAUAGAUUUGAAGUACAGUUUUGCAACCUCUGUAGUCAAACAAUUUCGUAUAAAUCGGAAAUUAGCUAGGUUGAAUUUUGGUUAUUUGAAUGACCUUUUUCACAUGCUUUUUAAAAGAGAGGUUGGAAUCAAGUAUGAUGCCAUGGUACUUAAAAUCAGAUACCCCCUGGAGCUUCUCCCCUGACACAUAGACUUCUGGCUCAGUAGCAUCUGUUGCCCUCUUUGUGAAGAACAUGCAAACAGUUUUUUUCACAUUGAGAUGCAAACACGAGUCACUGAGCCACUUUGUAACCUGGACCAUUACAGUAGUGAGUUCUUGUGCAGCUUGUUGUUUGCUCUUUGCAUGCACAUAUAUCACUGUAUCAUCUGCAUACAUUUGAACUUCAGACCCAGUACAGACAGAAGGCAGAUCAUUAAUGUACAGGCUGAACAGGAGGGGCCCCAGUAUUGACCCUUGGGGCACACCCACAUCAUAGCUAAGAGUGGGCGACAGCCACAUCAUAGCCUCCUUGUUCCAAGGUUCCGCAGAGGAUAAUUGUGAAGGAUAUUUGAGGAUAUUGAUGUGAUUGGGUAAGACGCGGCCUCUUGUAUUUGCAUAUAACCAUGCAAUUGGAUUAGAUUGGGCACUAGUAGAGGUGGCUGUUGCUUUGAGAGAGCGAGAAAGAGAGGUUACUGAGUUAAAGAGACCGCUGCGCCAGGUAGAUUUUUAAAAAGCUGUCUAAACAUAAUUUAUUGACUUUUCUAUAACAAAAUGCGAUGUUGUCCGGCCCGGAUUGAACCUUCCUCUGGGUCCGGACCGCGGCCCGCCAGUUGAGUUUGGCUAGUCUAUUAAUUGUCCAAACACACGGCUGCUUUCCCACUCUAUAUUGCUAUAGAAUGUUCACAAAUGCCUUACUAUACGUCAUUAACAAACACAAUGUAUUAAAACGCGAAAAUGACCAUAUCUAAUUACUCCAUUCUCAGAAAAUGUAAAAUAUAAAAAUAAAAGGCUUCAUAUUCUUCCUGGGGGUGUAUAUGAACAGAUUUUAAUAUGAUUUGAUGUUGCUAAAAUGCUGUCAGUUCCACAUAAAUAGACCAACAAGAGAGUUCCAAACCUCUGCCAAAACCAGCUAGUUUUCUGUUUUCCCCUCCCCACUCAUGCCACUCCCAGACAGUCAUAUCAGCAUUCUUGCUUGAGAAAUUGCUCUUUGCUAAGAAGCAACAAAAAAACGAAGAAGCUGUUUCUUUUUGACCAUUUUAAUUACAAACAAUCACAGUAAGGUACUUAAUUGUUACCUGAAAAUUAUUUGAUAUUGAGUUAAAAAUGGCUACACUUCCACAAUGCUUUGCUUAUGGUUUAAAAUGCUGUAGGCUGUUUUGUUAGUCAUACAUUAAAUUGAAGCUAUUUUAAAGACUGCAGCUUCUACUCUUGCAACAAGUCAACAUUUUAUGCUUACCUCGAAAAGCUGGCACCAGCCUUACCUAUUCUGAUUAGAGUUUCCCACACCAUCUGUUAGUCAUUUGUACAAUAAAAUGUAUUAAAAAUAAGUAGGCACUUUUUAAUGCUAAGCACUGCAAAACCACACAAUGAUGUGAUUAUGGUAUACAUUCUUUAAAAUAUCCUUUGUGUUAGAAAUGCUGGUCAGAGAUCUGAUCAGCACUCUUCAAUUCAAGCUCAGUCGAUAUAGGGCAGCCCACCGAACACCUGUGCUAAUGUGAAGUAUUUGUCACGUCAUGUGCUUUUCCCAGAAGUGAAAACAAAGAAUCCCUAAACCCUAGUGACACACAUUUCAAUGUCACCUCAUGUUGAUAUUUCAUAAUUGAAAACAAAUGUUAUGUGUGUAGCUGGAUCUAUGCUGUGAUGAUGGAGUCUGCAUGAGGCAGGACUUCUGUCAAACUUUGAAAUCCAUAUCGACAAGUUUAUGCUGUUGUUGAGUCUGUUCGUAUGCUAUGAGCAGGCAGCAGAAUAAAUUAUAGCCAACUGGUUGACUAAUGGGAAAUGAAAAAUGAUGGCGUUAUUUGAAGGUAGGAUUGUUAGAAUUCAGCCCCGAGUUUCUUACAUUUCUUCCCUCCUGCCUCAGAUCAACCACGAGGUAACCAUGGGGAACAUGAUUCACCUCAUGUGCAGUGAUGCCUGCUUCAACCGUUUCCGCGCUACCAAGGGCCUGAAGACCAGCUGCUGUGACGCGUGUGGCACCUACAUCAACACCUUCACCUCCCGGGCUGAGUACCUACUGCAUGAGGGACAGCAGAGGAGGUUCUGCAACUCCUCGUGUCUCAGGCUGUAUAAGAUGGUGGGUGAAUCUCUCUUCUUGAAUGUACAGUCUUGUAAUAUUGAGUGAUAAGAGAGUGAUUUGUCUGCUUAGAGUGUUUAACAUCUGAACGGCUGCUGUGUUGUCUUUGAUUUCAGAAAAACACUAAGGUGCUCUCAUGCCAGUGGUGUAGGACUCUGUGUAAGAACUUUGACAUGCUGUCUAAAGUGGAUCAGUAUGGCAAGACCAGACACUUCUGUUCUUUGUGCUGUAUCGCCUCACAUAAAGUUAAAACGUCUGGGGACACAGGUACCUUCUACUCUCCUUGGCUUGUUUACUACUGUAUUAAUUCACCUUUUCUUAAUCUGAAUGUUUUGACAUGAUGUCUGACUGUGAAUGGCUCUUCACUACUACUACUACUAAUCUGUUUCUUUUCCAGUGCCCAGUGAAGCCUGCAGUUCCUGCAAAAGAAGCCCCUCUGAACCUUACUACUGUAAAACAAAUGAAGCCGUGUAUGUCUUCUGUAGCCCUAGCUGUUGGAGCAAAUUUCAGGUAGGAUAAACCCAUACCCUGAAUAGAGUUGGGACAACACUACAACCUACAGUGUUUAACCUCUUAAGGAUCGGACCCUUUUUUCCCCCAAUUUUCGCCUAAAAUGACAUACCCAAAUCUAACUGCCUGUAGCUCAGGACCUGAAGCAAGGAUAUGCAUAUUCUUGAUACUAUUUGAAAGGAAACACUUUGAAGUUUGUGGAAAUGUGAAAUUAAUGUUGGAGAAUAUAACACAUUAGAUCUGGUAAAAGAUAAUACAAACAAAAAAAUUUUUUUUAAUCAUCUUCGAAAUGCAAGAGAAAGGCCACAAUAUAAUAUUGCAGUUUAGGCGCAAUUUAGAUUUUGGCCACUCGACUGCAGCAGUGUGUGUGUGUGCAAAGUUUCAGAUUGAUCUAGUGAGCCAUUGCAAUACUGGACUAUUUUGUAUCAAGUCUGCCCAAAUGUGCCGAAUUGGUCAAUUGUUACUUUUUCAAGUACAUAACUAUAGAGAACAUGCAAAAAUGAUAUGGUAAUACAAAAUGUAAGUUUACACACUCCCAGGAAUGCCAUACAUGAUGGAUCAUUAGCUUAUACACUAACUUUCACACAUCUAGAUGGCCGGGCGGGGUGGGUGUGGCGCCAGAGACAGCAGAGGUUCAAACUGUAGAACCCAGUUCCUACAUUUGAAUAUAAAAAUGGAUUUUAUUAAACAAAACUAUGCUACAUUUUAUAUCUGGGACCCUUAGGAUGACAAAUCAGAGCAAGAUUACUGAAUGUAAGUACAUUAUUUACCUUCAGAGGUGAAUGUACCAAACCAGUUGCCUAAUGAUACGUUUUUUAUUGUUGUGCACUCUCCUCAAACAGCAUGGUAGUUUUUCACUGUAAUAGCUACUGUAACUUGGGACAGUGCAGUUAGAUUAACAAUAAUUUAAGCUUUCUGCCCAUAUAAGACAUGUCUAUGUCCUGGAAAGUUUGCUGUUACUUACAACAGUCAUGCUAAUCACAUUAGCGCACGUUAGCUCAACCGUCCCGUAUACGGGACACCGAUCCCGUAGAGGUUAAUCAUGCCUACUCUCAAAGAUUUGUAGAACAUUUUUGCAUUAAAACAUCGUCUGACAGAUGUUUAUACAACACUUUGUUAUUUUAUGUGCAUUUGUUUUAAACAUUUUUAAUGCCUCAGUUGUUCAACAACAACAACAAAAAAAUGAUUUUUGGUGAUGGAUUCUGAAAGUGAUAAAAAAGAAACAGUUAAUAUUUACAGUGUGAUGUACAGGCUUGGCCGUAGGUGCCUGUUAAGCAGAAAAAUGCUAGUUAAAAUGCACACCAAGCAGCUGCAGUGAGGAGCUCAGCCUCACUUCUGGAGCCCAUUAAAAUAAAAACUCAUCAUAAAGCUCUUUAGUGUGGAGAGGGUCACCCUUUGAAAGCUUUCGCCUUUAUUCUACAGAAAACCUAUGAAUUAGGGCUUGGUCUGUUUCUGCAAAACCCUCGCAAUAAAAUGUCUGAGAAUGGGCUGAGACAUUCUUGAGUCCCUCUUUGAUACUAGUCCUGUGAGGUAGUUUUUUUUUUGCCUUGGCUUAAUGUUUGCUGUUUAUUCUCUUCUUGUUAAAUCUCCAGUUUAAGAAAUAUACUCUUCUUCACAGAGCAACAGUCCCAAUGGAGACAUCUACUUCAACUGUCUCUCUUGUCAUAACAUGUUCAGUGGGGUACCAGAAAUCUUAGACUGGCAGGUAAUCCAAAUUUGCCUUUUACAUACUUGUUUUUUAGUUUACUAGUCUCAACAUUGUGGCAAAAAUGUUUUUUACGGCUGGUUUAGUGAAAACUGUUAUUUUAUCAAGACUACUUCAAUAAGAAGUACAUCCAUUAUUAUGUGUGGUCCUGUAUGGCUCAGUUGGUAGAGCAUGACGCUUGUUACACCAUGAUUGAAUAUAUUAUUUUGUUUGCUUUCAGGACUCAAUAUAUCAGUUCUGCUGUAAGGAGUGCUGUGAGGACUACAAGCGUCUGAAUGGUGUGGUUUCUGUGUGUGAGCACUGCAACCAAGAGAAACUGCUGCAUAAGAAGAUAAAGUUCUCUGGGGUGGAGAAGACCUUCUGCAGUGACGGUUAGGAUGAUGCAUGCAUUUCUGUGCGCAUUGUUAUAUGUAAUAGAUUGUUGGUUUACAUGGAAACACUUUCCUGUGCGUCUAGGCAGAGACUUAUGUUUGUCUGUUGUCUCUUUUUACCAAGGUUGCAUACUACUGUACAAGCAAGACUUUGCUCAACAACUGGGCCUGUGCUGUAUAACCUGUACAUACUGUUCUCAGACCUGCUCACGGGCAGUCACAGAGGAACAGGAUGGCAACACAUGGGACUUCUGCAGCAAAGAUUGUAAAAGCAAAUACCUCCUGUGGUACCUGAAAGUAUGUCCAAACAAUAACAAUUUCAUAUAUACACCAUGACCAUAUGACUGGCCCUGAAGUUUUAGAUGGCUGCCGGUACACAGGCUGCAUUCAGUUCACCCGCUUUCACUGUGCACAGUCUGUUGUAUGUGGUAAUAUAGACAUAUUUGUUUGAGGAAUGGUAGCUUCAGAAUGUAUGUGCUAAACUGCCAGAAUAUGGUUGUCAUGAUGUCAUACAUGACAGAAAUAAUCCAGAAUAUGCAUGAUUUGCGAUCAAAUUAUGUGUUAGCAGUGUCAUAUAUUACCAGGCUACAAUGUGUAUUUUGAGCUAUGUGUGUUCUCCUAGGAAGCACAGUGCCAUGCCUGCAAGCGUCAAGGGGAGCUCCUGGAGACCAUCCACUGGAGGGGAGAGAUCCAACACUACUGUGACCAGCCGUGCCUCCUGCACUUCUACAGCCAACAGAACCAGCCCAACCUAGACACCAAGCAGGGCCCUGGGAGCCUGCUCAGCAGUGCGUUAGCUUCACGUACACCAAUACAUGCAUGCAAACAAUACCCACACUUAGUUUUUCAUUAACCCAAUCCAUACAUGGGAAUAGUUUUUUCUAUGUGCGCUUUGUUGUAAUAUAAUCGUUCAACGUUUGAUUUUCACUGUUUAACAUAAUGUUACAGAGUUAGUGCUAUUGCUUUUGUGAUUUCCCUCAAAUCUGUAAAAUGUAAACAUAUGUUAGUCUCAGUAAUUGGCUAUUAAACUUCUAUAUGUUUACUGGACUUACAGGUCAUUCCCCAGAGUCUACACCUCCCCCUGUAGCUACAAAGACAAGUGAAGUAAGUGUGCUUUUUGACUUGAUGCUCUAAAAGGUGGGGGGGAAAUGCAACCGAAAGGACACAAAAAUGCAUUUGAUCAUGGCUUUUACCACACAAACAAACGUAUUCUCUGCUUGAAAAAAACUUCAUUGGAUUUUGAAAUAAAGCUAAGAGCUACUUUUCUCUAUAAAACUUAUGCUGAGUGAACGUCCAAAAAUUUAUUUUUGUCAAUUUUUCUGUUAUUUCAGGCCACAGGAAGAGGGCUGAAGAGGACUGUAGCCAAGCCUGCUCCUCCCUUCACUCUACCUCUCUCCCAAAGGAACAAAUCCUCCAUGUGUAAACCCAUGAUGGCCACUACUGGUGUCGCAUGUAAACCUGAGAUGAAGUCCCAGAGUUGCCAGACAGGUAAUGGCGAACGUAAACCCAUGUCCAUUUUUAUAGACUGGUUGGCUGACAACAUCACGAAAAUGAUGUGCCCGCAUCGAUGUGGCCGGAAGGCGUGCGUUAUGAUUCUGAACGAUCAGAUAGCUAGCAACAAUGACAAGAAGCUGCCAAGUGGGGAGUCGUAGGUGGCUCGUUUCAGACCAUUGUAGACUAUAUGACCAAAAGUAUGUGGACAUCUGCUUGUCGAACAUGUCAUUCUAAAAUCAUGGACAUUAAUAUGGAGUUGGUCCCCCUUUUGCUGCUAUAACAACCUCCACUCUUCUGGGAAGGCUUUCCACUAGAUGUUGGAACAUUGCUGCGGGGACUUGCUUCCAUUCAGCCACAAGAGCAUUAGUGAGGUCGGGCACUGAUGUUGGGCGAUUAGGCCUGGCUCGCAGUUGGCGUUCCAAUUCAUCCCAAAGGUGUUAGAUUGGGUUGAGGUCAGGGCUCUGUGCAGACCAGUCAAGUUCUUCCACACAGAUUUCAACAAACCAUUUCUGUAUGGACCUCGCUUUGUGCAUGGGGGCAUUGUCAUGCUGAAACGGGAAAGGGCCUUCCCCAAACUGUUGCCACAAAGUUGGAAGCACAUAAUUGUCUCUGUAGCGUUAAGAUUUCCCUGGAACUAAGGGGCCUAGCCUGAACCAUGGAAAAACAGCCCCAGACCAUUAUACCUCCUCCACCAAACUUUACAGUUGGCACUUUGCAUUCGGGCAGGUAGUGUUCUCCUGGCAUCCGCCAAACCCAGAUUUGUCCGUCAGACUGCCAGAUGGUGAAGCGUGAUUCAUCACUCCAGAGUCCAAUGGCGGCAAGCUUUACACCACUCCAGCCGAUGCUUGGCAUUGCACAUGGUGAUCUUAGGUAUGUGCGUGUGGCAGCUCGGCCAUGGAAACCCAUUUCAUGAAGCUCCCAACAAACGGUUAUUGUGCUGACGUUGCUUCCAGAGGCAGUUUGGAACUCUAGUGAGUGUUGCAACCGAGGACAGAUGAUUUUUACACGCUUCAGCAGUUGGCAGUCCCGUUCUGUGAGCUUGUGUAGCCUACCACUUCGUGGCUGAGCCGUUGUUGCUCCUAGAAGUUUCCACUUCACAAUUACAGCACUUACAGUUGACCGGGGCAGCUCUAGCAGGGCAGAAAUUUGACGAACUGACUUGUUGGAAAGGUGGCAUCCUAUGACGGUGCCACGUUGUAAGUAACUGAGCUCUUCAGUAAGGCCAUUCUACUGCCAAUGUUUGUCUAUGGAGAUUGCAUGGCUGUGUGCUCGAUUUUAUACACUUGUCAGCAACGGGUGUGGCUGAAAUAGCCAAAUCCACUAAAUUAAAGGGGUGUCCACAUACUUCUGUAUAUAUAGUGUAUCUUAUUGAUAACAUGUCUUGUUUUGACUGAUGUAGUGUCUAUUCUAAUAUGGCUAAAAUUCUCUAGCUCGCUAACCAACAACUGUAACGAUGUAGUUGAGACAACAAGUGCUCAUUGCAAAUGUAUGUUUUCAAUAAACAUUUGGACACUAAAUAUAGUUUAUAUAGUCAAUUCUAAGCCAACCCUGUCUGUUUUGCCCCAUAGUUGCUCACACAUCACUUUUGUUUCUAAACAACCAACCUGUCUAUGGGACUCACUGGUUAGUCUAACACUAUAUUUAAUAUUAUUUCAUAUGUGUUUAAUAUUUUAGUUAUUUUCUUUAAGAAUCAAUAGGUCUGUAUCAUUGAUUUAUAAGUCCAAAAAUGGAUGUAGCAACUAAGGAUUCGCGUUUUAAACAAAACAUCCCUAUUCGUAUGCUAAGAGCUUUAUGUUAAAUCAGGCCAACAAUUAUAAUUAGCAAUUGCAAAAAAAGCACCUUCAUGGUUUUAAUAAAUAUUGUCUGUUUCAGAUGAUUUCUUGCAGUCCCCACCUGUGGUGUUGCCUGUCCCUGUGCCUGUGUUUGUUCCUGUACCUUUGAAUAUGUACUGUCAGUACACUCCCAUACCAAUGGCCCUGCCGCUGCCGGUGAGUUGGUUUUGUCUAGGACCUGUUGAGUAUUGUGCAAAAUUUACUCUAGGCUUAUCGUCAUUAAUUUCGAGUCUAGAGUAACUCUUAGUUUCCACCCAAACUUGUUCCUUAUGGGUGCCUACACACUGCUGCAAUAAUGUCUGGUUCUCUAGAGGGACUGUCUGCUUAUUGUUUUGCUCUUUAUUCUCUGUUAGCUCCCUGUCCCCAUGUUCCUACCUGUCACACUGGAUCAUAUCGAUAAACUUGUGGAAUACAUAAAUGACCUGAAACUGCAGAUCCCGUCUGAUCCACUGGAGGCUGACAUUCUGGCCAUGGCAGACAUGAUAGCAGAGGAGAAUAAAGGCAAGGGCUCCUCGGCUCUCUCUCUCUCUUCUUAGUCAACUUGCCAUUGGUAUUCUAUAUAUAAUUAUUGUAACUAUAUGAUGGUUAUAUGUGUUUAUUUAGAUCUGGACAGUGAUCAGAGGGACUGCAGCUUAUUUGAUUCUACAUCCCAAGAUGACAUCCUCUCCAUGGCUGUCAAUAUGGCUGAUGUACUGACUGAGCCAGGCCAAGACCCAGUAGAUGAGCUCACCAAAGGUAGGUUCAAGCUUUAUAAUAUGCAAUGUCUAAUGCAGGGGUAUCCAACAGGUCAAUCGUGAGCUACCAGUAGCUCGCAGCCCACCUGUGAGUAGCUCGCCAAACAAUUCUGAAAGUACAUGCAUUUUUCAUGUGUUCCACCGCAAACUGUCAUAAACAAAUCUCACAAGUAUCAAGACACCGCAAGCUCCUUGCUACUAUCAAUGCAACAUUUACAUUAUCCCACCCCUGGUGAGCCGCUAUUUGCUUAAAAAGACAAACCUAACACAAUACCUGCCAAUUAAUUUCUAGCAAUAUUGCCACUGUCUGUGUGGUGCAUGCGUUUGUCUAUCACUCAGUGUGUAGCCAGUUGAUGUGAUACCGUCUUGAGGGUUGAACAAAAUACUUUCCCCAAAACCUUCUCAAUUAAAUGUUAACUGCAGAGCAGGCUUACCUGGCAGAAAUAUAUCAUGAGUAAGUAUGUCAUUUGUAUUUGUUAUUUGCAAACUUUGCCAUGAAAUGAGCAGCAGCCGUACAGAACCAUCCUAGACCGGCACAUUCCUCACUCGCUAGAUGCGCAAUUAAAGGGCCAGAUGCGCAAUUACACUCAAUCCAAAUGUAUUACUUUUCUUCCAGACCUAAAAAUGUUCUUCUGAUGUGAUUUAAGCAUUGACAUGGACUCCGAACAUCCAUUUCAUUGUUUUCUUUGAACAAUUGUAAUUUUCAGAGUGAAAACAAAAAAAUAUAUAAAACCAGGAAAAAGGAAACUGAGAGAACAUAAUUUGGGAAAGUAUAAAACAGAAUUUGUAGAUUUGUAUAGGACAGACACUUCAAAACCUUAUUCAUUAUGAUUCUUUUUUUGGCUGUCCUUUUUGCCAUUUAUGAAUGUGUUAUUCAAUGUGUUUCUCUGGGCUAUAGUAGUAAAGGCCAAAUUCAAUAUUUUAUCAAAUAGAUUUUUGAUUAAAAAAAUUAUUCCUAAAGGGGUCUCAAAAUUCCGAAUCCAAUAGCUAAAUUAUCCAUGUUUUGACCGUCUUAAAAACAAUUCCAUAUGUUAGCUUAGUAGAACCCCGCCCCCACGACUUACAGGACCUGGGGAAGAGUUGCAGGGGAGGAGAGAACAAUGUGCCUAUUUGAAAGCUAGGGGGAAAAAAUAGUAGCUUGCAACAUGUUUCAUUUUUUAAGUUGUUUUAAUGCUAUAAAAGGUUGAAGACCCCUGAUCUAAUGUGUAGUUUGCUUUGCCGUCUGAGAUGUGUAAACGUACACUAUAAUUGCACACACUCUCAACAGUCUAUGAUAUAUAUUUUGUGUCCCUUAUCAUUUGUGCUCUUUAGCUUCCCUGGACCUGAACCCCAAUGUUGAUUUCCUCUUUGACUGUGGGAUGCCGCCACAUGCUACUUCAACAGAGCAGAGCUCCGACGUCGCUGUUCAGAAGGUAUAAUUAAACACAGCCUACAAUACGUGUAUUCUGUCUGUCUUUUAUAGACCUUACUUUACUUUCAUUUUGUAUUGAAUUAAAUAGUGUCAGAAAAGCGUCAACUUAUGUGAGCGACACAGUGGAAUCACAUGGGAUAAAACUGGCACAAACAUGAGAUGUCUUAGUGUCAGACUUACCGGAGACCAGUGGUCAUGUUCUGCGUACUUAGACAGGUGCAACAGGGUCACAAAGGUGAAAUGGUUGAAAAACAAAUAUAUCCCUGGUGGAAGGCAGGAAGGCAUGGUCCCCAACACACGGCUCAUGUAACAUAAGGCAACAGUCACCAAACCUACAAGAUGGACUGCUUACUAAUGAAAAGUGUCCUUCUUAAAACGAGAUUAUUUGACAUAUAUACUGAGAAAUUUACUUUCGCGCUUUGGUGGUCUCUUGGACCAGACAACGUGUUAAUGAUCAUUCCACAUGUAGAAUUUAUGUAAUGGGUGCACUCGAAGAGAAUAUGAAUAACUAACUAACCAACUACAGUAACUAGCCCUUAACAGGUCAUAGCAGUGUGAUGUCUAAUAUAGGCUUUGUGUCACAGGGUCCCAAGCGUCAGGCCAUGUCAGAGAUGACCCUGCACGAUCCCCUGGACAGUCAGCCUCUCGGCGCUGGUUUGAACAGCUCCCUUGGGGUCAAAGCCUGGAGGUCAUGGGCCCAAAGCAAGCACUCGGACGCUGACUACAGAAAACGUAAAAUAUCUCUUGAAUGGAACUUUUAAAUGUACCCAUCUUUGAUAGUUCUCCUUUGAGUUUGAUAGAUCUCCUGUGAGUAAAAUGGGCAGUAAUGUUUCAAUGUAAUCCUGAUAAUAAAGUGCCUGUUAUUUUCUCCCAUAUAGAGAAACCAUUAGACCUUCUCUUGUGCAGUCCUGAGGAACUGAACCAUGGCCUGUCGCAGUUUGUCCAAGACAUUGUUCAUCCUAGAGGACCAUGCUACAAGCCUGACAGUGUAUUUUACCUCUGUCUAGGGAUUCAACAGGUCAAUCCCAAUUUCAUCAUGGUUUCAGUCUUGUAGUUAAUAUUUGCAACUUGUUGAAGAGUCCCUUAUUAAAAUCUUAAGUGAUUUUAUUUUUUAGAAAAUGUCUAUUUUGUUUACACGGUGUGUUCAACUUAAACAUUUGAUCACAGUGGUCUUGUAUAUUUUCCAGUAUCUCCUUGAGAACAACCGGAUGGUGAAUAUAUUCACAGACCAGUUAUAUGUCACCUUCGCUGAGGAGCUGAAUAAGAUUGUCAGCCAAUGGCUGCCUUCUAUGUCACCUAACGGUGAGUUCAUAUUUCUAUUUAUUUUCACACAUUUUGUGUAUGUGUUGUAUUUGGGGUGUAAAUAAUGUAUUUGUGUGUGUUUGGGUGCAGGUGCUCUCAGUUCUCGUGUCCUGGAGGAGCACCUGUGGGAGUGUAAACAGCUGGGUGUGUACUCUCCCUUUGUCCUGCUCAACACCCUCAUGUUCUUCAACACCAAGUACUUUGGUCUGACCACUGUGGAGCAGCACCUCCAGCUCUCCUUCUCUACAGUCACGCGCCAGGCCAAGAGGAGGUCUACACCACAUGGCAUGGUCAAGUCAUCUAGUGUCUGCUACCACCCCAAAUCACAUCACAAGAGAACAAGUAAAGGUGAGAGUUUGUGUGCCACUAGCUAGGUUUCCAUCUAAUUGAUGACAGAUUUUCAUGCGAAUAUUAUAACAUCCUCAUAGAGAAAAUAUACGCAUUUUCCCACCAGUGGUGUGUUUCCACCAAACAGACUUGUUGCAGAUAAGUCAGUGCGUGAUGACUUAGUGGGGGCUCCCGGGGGCUCCCGAGUGGCGCAGUGGUCUAAGGCACUACAUCUCAGUGCUUGAGGCGUCACUACAGACCCCCUGGUUCGAUUCCAGGCUGUAUCACAACCGGCCGUGAUUGGGAGUCUCAUAGGGCGACGCACAAUUGGCCCAGCGUCUUCCGGGUUUGGCCGGUGUAGGCCGUCAUUGUAAAUAAGAAUUUGUUCUUAACUGACUUGCCUAGUUAAAUAAAGGUAAAAAAUAAAUAAAAAUACAAUGUACUUUUUCGCUUAAGUUUUCAUGUACCGAAUAAAAAUCAAAAGUUCAAUGUGUUUCCAUCGAAUUUUCAACUCUGUGCCUACUCUGGUCUUGGCAUGUGCACUCUAGCCAACAGCUGGCAGAUACAGUGUGUGGGUAGGCUAGUCUACAUGGUGAGAUUAUUAUUAUUUGUCAAACGGCAGUCAAGCAUCGAUCAUCAUGUCACCAGAAUAAGACCCUCGAUAUUUAUUGGAAAGGAGCAUCAAGAUCGACGUGCACUUUCACCACCCUGUGAAAUUCAUCAUAACGUUGCGUGACUCCAAGUUUACUUCGAUAUGAUGGUUAUUAUAUCAAUAUUUACGCAUAAAUGAGUUUCCACCACAAUUUCUCGCAUAAUUCAUUAUACCGACAUAAAAAAGAUCCCACCAUGUCAAAUGGACAAAUGAUCUGUCAUCAUUUAUAAAAUUGUACCGAAACUACCUGUUUCCAUCACAGCUGUGGUGAUUAUUUUAUUGUUUUACAGUAUGACUUGACACGCUUAAAAACUGGAUGGGGAAAUGUGGUUAGUGUACCAAGUCACAUCACAACAUUAGCGUUCAUUUGUAUUUUCCAUGUCUGAGAUUGGUUUUGGUAGAAGAAAGCCCAGUGCAUGAGAAGUGUCAGUAUGCGCUGUAGCCCAAUGGAAGAUUGGCUAGUUGUCAUUCCCAGUAAUGAGAGAUUGGUUGCUUUGGGUCAUGGGUCAUGACCCCAGCCUGGGGGGGAAGCAGGUCACCUAUCUUGAGUUGUACCACCUUUCAGCUGAAUGACAGGGGGGCUGACCAGGGCUAGAAAAUGGAGUCAUUACAUGAAUAUCUACAACUAGGUGAAAUUAAAUCUUUGAGUUCAUAUUUAGAAUGUUUGAAAGUCUAGUAUAGAGUUAUGAGGUCCAGUUUAGUGGUAAGAAUGUAUUUUUCAAAACAUCCUAAAAAUACUGUACUUGUAGAUAUAAUAUGCUAUUCCCAACAAAACAUAUUUUCAACUCCAGUAAUUUAUAUAAUUUGGAUGUAUACUUGACCAAGGCGUGGUAGGGUCUUUGCCUUUAUCUGCUAAGGAAUGAUAGGAGUUGACAUGUCUUAAAGUAACUCUUAGAGCCUGGGUUUUUCUUAUCAUUAACUCCCCUUAUCACUACAGUGUUUUUAAAAUGCAAUUAGAUGAUGGUGAUGGGUAAUUCUCUUAGGCAGGGACCACCACUCCUAAACAUGGUGCAUCUGACCCCAAAGAGCUUCCAUUGAAGAUAAAUUAGUAAAAACCGUUAAACUAGCUUCCGGCGAUCAAAUAACAUGGUGCCAAUGAGUUGGACUGCCUGGAGUAUAACACUGCAAUGCCUGUGAAAUUGUCCUGGUGCCAGUUGUUUAUUUAUAACAUAUAGACUAGCCUAGACCCACACCUCCAUCCUACUCAGUGUUUCUCUGUUUACUGGCAUGUUCUGACUGAAACAUAAUCACGUGUUUUAACGUAGGUCUAUUUUGAACUCGGCCCGACCAUUCUCUGGAUAUCAGUGUCACUAGCUAGAUUUCUCAGUGGCUUUGUAGGUCAGUUUGAAAUUGAUCAGUUUGGUACUAUUGUGGUUUUAUGCUGACGUAUAAAAUAAAUGAUUUUAGGGUGACAUCACCUGUUGACAGUUUGUGUUCUAUGAGUGCUUGUCUUAAAUAUUACAAAUAACAGUGAGAGACCUGUUGAUGUAGGAGAAGGAAGUUGUUUGCCCCCUUCCCCCCCGGUUGGUCCAUACUGCUAUUCUCAGUGUGUCGGACGGCUAUUUAUACCACAGAGUGGAGUUCUUUGAAGAGCUGCUCUCAGCAUGGGAGGUGUACCAUGGUAUGUGUCUUAGAACUGGCCCUGGCCAUACACACUACAAACACCAACCCCUGGCCUGUCACUGUUUGCCAAGGGAAAACCAGGAAGCUAAAAGGAGCUGUGGAGCAACUCGGAGUCGUGCAACAUGAUAUAUUAGUAGAGAAUCUCUGACUGAAUGUCUGAAAAGUGUUUUAGAUGUAGCUAGUGGCACAAUAAAUAAAGUCUAAAGUCCAUAUAUCAACGUUGGAUAAAACAUGUGGGCUUGUGACCUUCAUGAUAUCCAAAAGUACCUUUUUGUAGGAAAGACCAUUUCAAAAUAAUAUUCAUUUUAUUAACCUUUUAUAGUAUGAAAGACGGUGACAAAAAAAACUAAACUGUUCCCCAUAACUGUCUGGCCAUCAGCUUAAUCCGUUUAGCUUGGCCCUAACUGUAGCCAAGUGUUAAAAUAAACACCAAUGGGUCAGUCAGACAGUGAAGUGAGCCUGUACUCUGUUCUGUUUACACACAGAGGGCGGCUUGGGAAAGAGGAAACGGGAUGAGCCUUCUGAGCUGGAGCAACAAGAGAACCGGUUGAACCCUCUCAGAUGCCCCGUCAAAUUCUUUGAGUUCUACCUCUCCAAAUGGUAAGCAAUGUGGACUGGCCAGGUAUGCACAGCAGCGUUUAAAACGCCAGUUGAAGGCCUUGGACUAUCCCUGAAUUUGUUUAAUACAUUGGAAUGAAUAAAUUAAACCGUACAGUUUCCUUUCUUAGAUUCACAUAUGGUGUCUGUCUUUGUGUUCUUACAGCUCUGAUGGUGUGCGGAGCAGCUGCAGUGCAUUCUACCUGCAGCCGGAGAGCACAUGUAUGGCUGAGAGUCCUCGCUGGUAUUCUGACAUCCCCAUGGACAAGGGCAGGCUGGGAAUUAUGCUCAACAGGAUCCUGGCUCUCAAGGAUGUCUAUGAUGAGCACCCGGGACAGGGAGACAUGGACUGAAAGCCACGCAACAAGUUUAUAUAGUGUACAUUGCUGAUGUGGAAGCCGCUAGCACAAGGGAUGACGGGCAUAAGUUACUUUUUCAAUUUUUUUAUUUAGUCAUUUAGACGCUCUUAUCCAGAGUGACU
Molecule: messenger RNA, 23931 nt
Organism: Coregonus sp. 'balchen'
Lineage: Eukaryota; Metazoa; Chordata; Actinopteri; Salmoniformes; Salmonidae
Source: the annotation of a GenBank genome assembly